AUGGCACCAUCUUUAUAUGUCGUUAAAGGUAUUAUAAUAUUGGACCAUGAUGGAAAUCGUAUAAUGGCAAAAUAUUAUAAUCAAUCAUUUUCAAGUGUGAAAGAACAGAAAGAAUUUGAAAAGAGUUUAUUCAAUAAAACUCAUAAAGGUGCUGGUGAUGUUAUAUUACUUAAUAAUAUGACAAUUGUUUAUAGAAAUAAUGUUGAUCUACUAUUUUAUGUUAUGGGUAGUACAGAUGAAAACGAACUAAUGCUUAAUGCUGUAUUAUCAUGUUUAUAUGAAUCCUUGAGUACGAUGUUAAAAAAAAAUGUUGAGAAACGACUUAUUUACGAUAAUUUAGACCUUGUUAUGUUAACAAUAGAUGAAAUAUGUGAUGAAGGUAUUAUAUUAGAAUCCGAUCCAAUAAUGAUUAUACAACGUGUACUGCUCCGGCAAGAUGACGUAUCGUUCGGUGAACAAACAGUAUCACAGACUUUAUCGACAUUGUCAGUGUUUCAUCCUGCAUUUGAAAUGACUGAUAAACCGAUUGAUGUUGUUUUUACAUUUACAAAUGCAAAUACUCAUAUGGAAAAUAAAUUUCGCACAAUGAUUACAUCUUUAUUAAAAUAUUCAUCUGGACCAUUAAAUUUACAUGUAAUUGGUGAUAAUAAAAGUCGAUUGUUUGUUAAUCAAACAUUAGACAACAUAAAUACGCAUGCAUUAUUUAAAUUAAAUGAAAUUGAUAUAAACAAUGUAUCAAAUAUGAAAAGUGUUAUCAUUAAAAAAUUUAUGAAUUAUUUCUCAUCUCAACAUAAAUAUUACAAAGAUCCUCUAUUUUUUCUGUCAAUAGUUCUACACGAAAUAUUUCCAGAUUCAAUAAAACACGUUAUUAUGCUCGAUGUGGAUAUUAAAAUUAGAAGUGAUAUUUUCGAAUUAUAUAAAUUAUUUAAUAAUUUUAAUGAAACAAAUAUUAUCGGUAUAGCUCGAGAAAAUCAGCCGGUUUAUCGUCAUUUAUUAUAUCGAUAUCGUCAAGAAAAUCCAGAUACAAUAAUUGGUGGACCACCACCAUAUGGUUUAACCGGUUUUAAUAGUGGUGUAUUGUUACUUAAUUUAGAGAAGAUUCGCUUGUCUACACUAUACAAUUCUUAUUUAUCAACAAUUGACGACCAAAUACAAUUUCUAAUAGAUAAAUAUUAUUUCGUUAAUUCUCAUUUAGGUGAUCAAGAUUUUUAUACAUUAUUAAGUUUUGAGCAUCCAGAAUUGUUUUAUAUACUCAAAUGUAAUUGGAAUAGACAAUUAUGUUCAUGGUGGAAAGAUAAAGGAUAUGAAAUAGUGUGGAAUGAAUAUUACGAUUGUAAUGAGAAACAAAUUCAUAUUUAUCAUGGUAAUUGUAAUACACAGUUUCCACAAGAUGCAUACAAAGAUGAAUUAUAG
Molecule: messenger RNA, 1413 nt
Organism: Didymodactylos carnosus
Lineage: Eukaryota; Metazoa; Rotifera; Eurotatoria; Philodinida; Philodinidae
Source: the annotation of a GenBank genome assembly